Nicotiana tabacum (common tobacco) is the source of this 2788-nucleotide messenger RNA. The record is from RefSeq and is a predicted model, not a curated record. NCBI's taxonomy places the organism in Eukaryota, Viridiplantae, Streptophyta, Magnoliopsida, Solanales, Solanaceae.
UUAAAACCGAAACAAAAUAAAAAGGAAUAAAAUAAAAACAUCUCUCUAUCUCUCUCUAACGUUACCCGUUCUCUGUUCUACCGAAAAUCGCGACUCUUCCAAAAAUCGAAAUACCUGAAAAAAGGAAAAAAAAAGGAAAAAAAGGGAUCCAAAAAAUAGGCCCCGACGAUAAAAAUAUUACGCCCCCCAAAAACAACAAACCCUAACCCUAGCUUUCCCUAUUUCCCACGAACUAUCCAUACAUCUUUCUCUAUUUCUCCGAAAAGGAAAUUACAAAUCUGAGAGCGUUAUCUUAUCUUUUAUAGAUUUGUGUGGAGAUAAGUUUUUCCGGUUGUCGCGGCGGCGGAAGUGGCGGUAAUGGAAUGUUGGAAGGGUGGUUGUGGGAGUGGAUGGUGGCGUCGAUGACUGGUGGUGGUGACGGUGGCGGCGGGGGGAGAUGUCUGCGGCCGAGGAAGAUGAUGGGUAGGGUAUUUACGGAGGAAAAGCCAUGCCCAAUAUCUAUCCCUAGGGUUUCGAAAAAUGAUGAAAUUACAGAAAAGCCCUCAGAGUUUGAUAAAAUUACGGAAAUGCCCCAACAACCAGAAAAAACUGAAAGUGCGUUAGACUUCUAUUCCCAGGCGAGAAAAGCUUUGUGCCAAAGUAGUCCUUUCGAUACCGAGGAUUCUACUUCUCAGUCACAGCCGUCUUCUUCCUCUACCGUGCACCUUACUUUACCCAAUAACUUAGCGCAGUUGUUAAAUAAGCAUUCUGAUAGUAGAAAACGACACAAGAAGUCUCAUGGAGGAAUUGAAACGAAGAAGAAGAAGUCAUCUUCGCGGCAAAAGGGCGGUCGUAAUAGUGGAUUCUGGGACGAAGUUGAGGAAUACUUUCGUGAAUUAUCUGUGGAAGAUAUUGAUAGAUUGUAUAAACUUGGGUCGUUCGAGUUUUUGGGUAAUGAUAAUCAGAAAUUAUUGUUCAUUCCUACUACAUUUGACAAUGUGGGUAGUGGUGUAAGCAAUAGUGGAGUGUUGGUUAAAGAAGAAGAUAAUAAGGAGAGUGAUCAAUUUAUGGAUGUGGACAGUGAAGGAGGAAGGGAAACUGAAUUUGUUAAAGAAGAAAAGGAUGGAAAUGUGAAUGUGAAGCCAUGUUCGUCAUCCUCUUGUUUGCCACUGAGUGGGUUAGAAUGGCUAUUAGGUUCUAGGAAUAAGAUAUAUCUUGCCUCUGAACGACCUUCAAAGAAAAGGAAGCUUUUGGGUGGAGAUGCAGGGUUGGAGAAGCUUCUAGUUGCUCGUCCCGUAGAAGGGUCAGCUGAAUUUUGUGACUAUUGUAGUUUAGGUGACCAUGGUGAUGUGUUGAACAGAUUGAUAGUUUGUAGUGCUUGCAGUAUGGUUGUUCAUCAGAGAUGUUAUGGUGUGCAGGAUGAUGUUGAUGGCAGUUGGUUGUGUUCUUGGUGCAAGCAAAAGAAUGAUGAGAUGGUAAGUAACGGCAAGCUGCCAUGUGUUCUUUGCCCAAAAAGCGGUGGUGCCAUGAAACCUUGUAGGAAAAGAGAAGAAUCUUCUUGUCUGGAGUUUGCUCACUUGUUUUGUUGUCAGUGGAUGCCUGAGGUAUAUAUUGAGAAUACUAGGAUGAUGGAGCCGAUAAUGAAUAUUGAUGGUAUAAAGGAUACACGGAAAAAGUUAAUUUGUUAUCUCUGCAAGGGGAAACAUGGGGCGUGUGUUCGGUGCACUAAUGGAUCUUGUAGGACUUCUUUCCAUCCUAUAUGUGCGAGGGAGGCAAGCCACAGAAUGGAGAUAUGGGGGAAACUUGGAUGUGAUGAUGUUGAAUUGCGCGCGUUCUGCUUGAAGCAUUCAGAUUUACAGGUCAAUAGUGGCAGUCAACAAGUUAGAGAUCCUGCAGUAGAUGUUUCUUGCCCCACAGAUAACAAUCAGUUGGCAGCAUCAGUCACAGCCAAACCACACAAGUUAAAGCUUGGCUUAAGAAAUGGAGACAAAAGGGUGCUGCACGUGGACAAUUCUAUCUCGGGUUUAGAUAAGUUGAAUGAUGAUGCAUUACAACAGCAAGAGCUGCCAGAGAAGGACUUGAACCUUAAACGUCAAACAGAAUGUGGCAUUUCACAGCAGCCUGUUAAUAGGGAUUUAUGUGUAAACAAAGAUAGUGAUGUGGCUGAUCAGCUAAAUUUCACCGUGAUAUUAAAAAAGUUAAUAGAGCAGAAAAAAGUUGAUGUAAAAGAUGUCGCUGCGGAGAUUGCUGUAUCUUCAGACUUGUUGGACUCAAUGCUCAAGGAUGAUAAAAUGGUUCCUGACAUACAGUUCAAGUUAGCUAAGUGGUUGAAGAAUCAUGCUUAUAUUGGAAGUUUACAGAAAACUCUAAAAGUUAAAAUUAAAUCCACAAUAGCUCCAAAAGUUGAGGCUGGUGUGGUGGAUGGUUUGGAUUCCAUUAGAGUAACAGAACCCGAGAUUACGGACUUCGUCCGCGUCAAGUCUGUACCACCUCGGAGAAGAACCAAAAACAAUGUCAGGGUUGUGAAAGAUGGUGAAUCACUUUUUCCAGCUAAGGAGACACUCAACACUGAUGGAGUAUCAUCGGAUGAAGCUAAAACUAGUGUGGUUGGAAGGGAAGAUUCAAGUUGUCCAAGAGAGUUUCCGUCUGCUGGUUUGCAGCAGGUUAUGCCCGAGAUUGUUCCUUCAAAAGCCACUCUUGCAGGCAAUUCCAACAAUGAUGAAGGUUUGCAUUACAGAUUACUGAUUUCGGUCUGCAUGUGAGGAAUAUGUAGCUUAACCUUUGUAGGAACAUUGUCUUUUUUUGUUCA